AUGACUCCCUUCCAAGCACUAUAUGGGAGGAUUCCACCGGCAAUUACGCAUUACUCAACCGGCACAUCACCUGUCCAUGAGGUCGAAAAUGCAUUGGAGACAAGGGACAACAUUCUCAAACAACUAAAGUCUCACCUACAGGCGGCUAUUAAUCGCAUGAAGCAAAUAGCGGACUCAAAGAGAAGGGAGGUUGUUUAUCAAGAAGGUGAUUUUGUAUUGCUUAAGCUCCAGCCAUAUCGCCAGCACACUGCUUAUAAAAGAGUCCACCACAAACUCGCUAGCAAGUACUUCGGCCCAUACCGAGUGAAGGAGAAGAUUGAGAGCGUUGCAUACAAGCUCGAGCUGCCGGAGGGUGCCCGUAUCCAUCUUGUCUUCCACGUGUCAAUGCUCAAGAAAUUUGUGGGAGAAGACACCUCUGUUGGAUUUGACUUACCACCAACGAAUGAUGAAGGUGAGGUAAUAGCGGUACCAGAGGCUAUACUGRAUACAYGCUGGGUUCGAAAAGGGUCGGGCUUCGUGGAAGAAAGCUUGGUGCAAUGGAAGAAUCUUCCAAGGGAAGAGGCAACCUGGGAGAAUACGCAGUAG
Nelumbo nucifera (sacred lotus) is the source of this 585-nucleotide messenger RNA. NCBI's taxonomy places the organism in Eukaryota, Viridiplantae, Streptophyta, Magnoliopsida, Proteales, Nelumbonaceae. The record is from RefSeq and is a predicted model, not a curated record.